AUGGAGUUUUCAAAAUACCACGCUUUGGGGAACAAUUUUAUUUUUGUGGAUAACAGAAAUGGGGAGAAUGACUUCUCCAAAGAAGCUUUCAUCGCGAGAUUAUGCGACCCCAGAACUGGGAUUGGUGCGGACGGGUUGGUCGAGAUCCGUUCUUGUGAGAACGCUGAGCACAGUUCCUGUGCUUUUGAGUUUGUGUAUCACUGUAGCGACGGGCGGUUGGGGUCGUUUUGCGGGAAUGGUGGACGUUGUGCUGUGAAGUUCGCAGUUCAGCUCGGCCUGGCGUCAGCAAACGAAGACGUUACAUUCUGUACGGCCUAUGACGGUGAGCACGUCGGUCAUCUUAGCAGUGGUUCUGGACUCGUGCGCCUUCAGUUGAGAAAUAUUGAGCAGGGAAUGGCCUGUAAGCUUGAUGAGAAUACCUACCAGAUCGAUACGGGCGGCUGUAACUUUGUGACGUACGUGGACGACCUUGAGAGCUUUGACGUUCAGAAGGAUGGUGACGACACCCGUUUAACACAUGACGUCAGUGAUGACGAGGGAUUUAACAAAAUGUACGUCCAGAACGGGGAAACCCCUUGGAAUAUUUCAGUGCGAAGUUACGAGUGCGGCGUCAACGGUGAGACGCUGGCGUGUGGGACUGGCGCCGCUGGCGCUGCGCUUGUUACGGUAAGUCAGCGGUCAGUGUUCACGGAACCGACGGCAGUGAAAGUUAACGUCAAAGUACGUCUUGGGACACUGACGGUGACGGCCAGACGCAUGGGUGAGUGGGAAUUCUCAGACGUGUAUCUAAUUGGUCCUGCAUGUCACGUGUUCGACGGUGUGGUCGGAGAGCUGUAUUGA
Molecule: messenger RNA, 840 nt
Organism: Liolophura sinensis
Lineage: Eukaryota; Metazoa; Mollusca; Polyplacophora; Chitonida; Chitonidae
Product: diaminopimelate epimerase-like
Exons: 1
Coding region: 1-840 (279 amino acids)
Cellular component (GO): cytosol
Molecular function (GO): diaminopimelate epimerase activity
Source: RefSeq, a predicted model, not a curated record